GUACAAUUUUGGUGACAAACCAGCAGUUAAGCCAUUUAAAUUUUAUCGUAACACAAGUGAAAUUUACUAUGGAGCAAACCGAGGUGAUGAAGCCCGAAACUUUAAAUGAUUUAAUUAAAGUUUUGCAUCAGAUUUUUUCUAGCGAUACAGUUAAUGUUGAAGAGGUGCAGAACCUAAUGGAAUCAUAUGAGAGUAAACCUCAGGAAUGGAUGGCAUAUGCACAGUUUGACAAGUUCAGAUACACAAGGAACCUUGUUGAUGAGGGAAAUGGAAAGUUCAAUCUCAUGAUUUUAUGUUGGGGAGAAGGUCAUGGCAGCAGUAUCCAUGAUCACACAGAUUCCCACUGCUUCAUGAAGCUGCUCCAGGGCCAAUUGAAAGAAACCCUCUUUGAAUGGCCUGAUCAUAAAAUAAAUGGAGGGAUGACUAAGAAAUCAGAAAGGGUCUUACAAGAAAACCAGUGUGCUUAUAUCAGUGAUUCCAUUGGCCUGCACCAAGUGGAAAAUGUGAGCCACACAGAGCCUGCUGUCAGCCUUCACUUGUACAGCCCUCAAUUCGACCACUGCAACACUUUCGAUCAAAGGACAGGGCACAGAAACACUGUCAAAAUGACAUUCUGGAGCAAAUACGGAGAAAGAACUCCAUUUGAAACCACUGUCUCACGAGAAAACAACUGAAGGACCCAAUUGAAUAAACCUUGUUGGUGUCAAUCCAGGCAAGAUCCCCAGUUCUUUGCUGGCCAUGCAGAAAGAUAAAAUGAAGAAGUUCUAAAGGUGUCAAUAAUUAGAGCAUGCAUAUUACAUCACUUUUUGAUCCUAACUAAUGCUGAUUGAUGGACACUGAAUCAUUGAAUAGUGGUGUUAGAGUUAGCAGAGGGAUAGAUCUACUCUUUGUUUAGUAAGCUCUGAGAAAACACCCUGCCAAUAACAUAAUUCUUUUUCAAUCAAGCUUAUUCCCUGACUUGUGUAAUUCCACUUUGUACUUUGAUAGCGAAAAGCAGUUUUCAGUGUAAGGGUUGUCCUCUUGUGGAUGUAAUAAAUAAUAAUUUCUUUUUUUUUUAAUUAUUAUUAUUCUGUGCCAACAGUAACAGAGUAGAACAAUAAUAUGUUUUUAACAAACAAAAAAAUAACAUGUUUUUUAUUAAACCUGUAGAUCUGUUGAUUGUGUCACAGAAAUUUAUUGUACUAUCAUUCAAAGUCGCUUAUCAGAUAAAUUGUACAGUUUGCUAAUGCUGAAAGUAUUUUUUUUAAAUGUAAAAUCCUAUUUUAGAUGUUUUAUUUUUAGCUACAAUAAAAAGUCAUGUUUACAGAGAA
Messenger RNA from Polyodon spathula (Mississippi paddlefish), 1310 nucleotides. Its product is annotated as cysteine dioxygenase type 1-like. Bases 69 to 674 code for a protein of 201 amino acids. The transcript has 5 exons. NCBI's taxonomy places the organism in Eukaryota, Metazoa, Chordata, Actinopteri, Acipenseriformes, Polyodontidae. The record is from RefSeq and is a predicted model, not a curated record. Gene Ontology annotation, molecular function: cysteine dioxygenase activity; ferrous iron binding. Gene Ontology annotation, biological process: L-cysteine catabolic process.